AUUUAUUCCGCUUUGUUUAGCUACGGAAGGAAGCAGGUAGUUCCUAGCCAGCUAAACGCGUUAUACUAAUGUUUUUACAGGUAGUUUCUGGUGACAUUUUAGUAAUUUACUGAUGAUUUUAGGACAUUAUUUUCAUUUCAGUGUCAGUAUUUUGCGACCAGGCUUUAUUUUGAAAAUUCGUCCGAUGACGAGGAUAUGUUUUUAGCCGACAAGCUAACCUAGCUAUGGAUGAGUGACUGCUGUCCGGGAUGGCUCACAGUGCCAGGAGAGAUUGCCCGGAGCUCCCUGACUUCUCUCUGCUCAAGAGGCUGGCCAGAGAUCAGCUCAUCUACCUGCUGGAACAGCUCCCGGGGAAGAAAGACCUCUUUAUCGAGGCGGACUUGAUGAGCCCGCUGGAUCGUAUCGCUAACGUCUCAACACUAAAGCAACAUGAAGUUGACAAACUGUACAAAGUGGAAUACAAACCUAUUAUCAGCACUUCAGAUCAGCUCUGUUUUCUGAUCCGGCCAAGAAUACAAACUGUGAAAUGGAUAUGUGAUGUGGCCAAUGCAGACAAGGCAGCAGGGAAGUUUAGAAGAUACAAGAUCAUCUUCACCCCUCAGAAGUUCUACGCGUGUGAGGCGGUGCUGGAGGAGCAGGGCAUCUUUGGUGAUGUGACCACUGAUGAGUGGGCCUUCUACCUUCUCCCACUCGACGAUGACAUCAUCAGUCUGGAGCUGCCAGAGUUCUUCAAAGACAACUUCCUGGCGGGGGACCAGCGGUGGGUCAGGACAGCCGGCAGCGCUCUGCACCUCCUUCACUCCCUCUACGGUCCGUUCUCAAAGAUCUACGGGAUUGGACGAUGUUCCAAGAUGGCGUACGAGUCCUGGAGGGAGCAGGUCGAAGAAGGAGAGCAAAGAACUCGUCAAGCUGAGAUAGGAAAGGUUUUUCUCAUCGACAGAGAUGUGGACUUCGUCACUCCUCUGUGCUCACAGGUCGUCUAUGAAGGACUCGUGGAUGAUAUAUUUAGAAUUAAAUGUGGAUGUGUGGAGUUCGGACCUGAUGUUACCUCCUCCGACAAAAGUAUCAAAGUGAUGCUGAACUCUCAGGAUAAGGUCUUCAACGAAAUCAGAAACGAGCAUUUCUCCAAUGUCUUCGGCUUCCUCAGUCAGAAAGCCAGGAACCUCCAGACUGCAUACGAUAAGCGUCGGGGGAUGGACAUAAAGCAGAUGAAGACGUUCGUGUCCGAGGAGCUGAAAGGGUUGAAACAGGAACAUCGGCUUCUUAGCCUGCACAUCGGCGCCAGUGAAUCGAUUAUGAAGAAGAAAACGAAGCAGGAUUUUCAGGAGCUGUUAAAGACUGAACACGCUUUACUUGAAGGAUUUGAAAUGCGUGAAUCCAUUUCUUUCAUAGAGGAGCACAUCAACAGACAGGUCUCCAUGAUAGAAAGUCUGAGGAUGCUUUGUCUUCUGUCCAUCACGGAAAACGGACUCCUGCCAAAAGAUUACCGGUCAUUAAAAGCUCAGUAUCUACAGAGUUAUGGAGUCGACCACCUGCUCACAUUUUCCAACCUGAGGCAGCUGGGGCUGCUGGUGGAGCAGCCGCCGGGGGAAACACUGACUGUGAUGGAGAGCAAAGUGGGAAAACUGGUCAACGACAAAACUGCAGGAAAGCUGACUGACGCCUUCUCUUCUCUUGCAAAGAAGAGUCAUUUCAGAGCCCUGAGCAGAAAACUCAACCUGGUACCAAAGUCAGAUGAAGAAUACGACCUGCGUGUCCCACGAGACAUGGCGUACAUCUUCAGCGGUGCCUACGUGCCUCUGAGCUGCAGACUCAUCGAGCAGGUGUUGGAGCGAGACGGUUGGACGGGGCUUGAAGAAGUCACCAGGCUGCUAAAUGGACAUGAAUUUGCUGUUUCAGGCAGCAACGGUGCAGAUUCAAGAGGGAAGAACGACGCUCAGCGCAUCAUCGUCGUCAUGUUCCUCGGCGGCUGCACCUUCUCUGAGAUUUCAGCGCUACGUUUCCUCGGCAGAGAGAGAGGUUAUAAAUUCAUCGUGGUUACAACUGCGAUUACAAACAGUUCAAGACUCCUGGAGGCUUUACUGGGGAACCAGGUAUGAAGCCUUGAGGACAUGAUGGACAGAAACUGAGACAUUCCUGCAGACACUGGUCGCUGCUCUCCCUCCUGCAGCCUCCGGCAUUACAGCUGGAAUCUGCUCACUAAAGGUGUCUGACGACGAAACAACUGCAAACAUGUAUAAAGUGAAUAAAUUUGUUUUUAACACGUU
Messenger RNA from Acanthopagrus latus (yellowfin seabream), 2267 nucleotides. RefSeq names its product VPS33B late endosome and lysosome associated (gene vps33b). The transcript has 24 exons. The record is from RefSeq and is a predicted model, not a curated record. Gene Ontology annotation, biological process: intracellular protein transport; vesicle-mediated transport. Gene Ontology annotation, cellular component: CORVET complex; lysosome. Bases 249 to 2099 code for a protein of 616 amino acids. NCBI's taxonomy places the organism in Eukaryota, Metazoa, Chordata, Actinopteri, Spariformes, Sparidae.